UGUUUCGUCACGCACCUAUCGAGUUAUAGUGAUAUCUCCUCACGCAGAGCGUUCUUGCGUCUGAAAACAGCUCGACAUCGAGUAAAAACCGAGAGAGACAUAACGCACUGUGUCUUUUAAAGUUGAGCUGUUUUUAACUUCACAGCGCGUCUUAGGAAUAAAGAGCAGGACGCGACGUAACAAAGACAUCCGUCUGACGCAUCUGUGUGCGUCUAAACGAUUAGAAACAGCGUAGACAGCACGUUGAGUGUGAACGCCCCCAGCGCGCGGGUCAUUCAUCGAGCCCCUGCAGGGUCCAUCCUCUUACAGUGCGUAACCAUGACAACAGCCCCGGAUGGUGGCGCGCGAGGGUAGACAGGUGUUGGGUUGCGCAGAGGAGAGACACCUACGCGAUCGCUCCAUACUCUCCAUGUAUCCUGCCUUCAUCUUGUGCACGCGAGGAUCUGUGUCGGGAGCCACCAUGGUGCAUCACUCCGGAUCCAUACAGUCCUUCAAGCAGCAGAAGGCAGGGAUGAACACCAGUAUCAGUGAGAUUUUGAAGGAGAAAACGCUAAAGUCGUCUCGCCGCAGUCUGCCGUGUCUGGCUCAGAGUCAGACACAUCCUCAGAACCUCAAUCACUUCCUGUCUGUGCCUCUGAGUCCUGAACCCAAAACAUACGCUCACAGCGUCAGUGCCUCCUGUGCACACAUCACACCUCCUUCCACAGACACUAGUCAGGAUGUCUACAUGGAAGAGAAGGAGGUGGAGGAGUUUGAGCCUAAAACGGACGAAACGUUCCUCGUCCAGCCGAAGCCCGUGUCCAGAGCAAAGCUAGAGUCGCGCACAGACUCCACACAGGGGAACAAUCGAGAAAAGCCCUCAGGAUUGAUGUUUAGAGAUGGGAAGAAGCGCAUUGACUAUAUACUGGUCUAUAAGAAAUCCAGCCCUCAGGUGGAGAAGAGGUGCACGUUUGAGAGAAACCUGCGGGCGGAAGGGUUAAUGCUGGAGAAGGAGCCCUCACUAACAAACAGUGAUAUCCUGUUUGUGAAGAUUCACGCGCCGUGGGACACGCUGUGUAAAUAUGCUGAGCAGAUGAACAUCAGAAUGCCCUUCAGGAAAAAGUGUUACUUCACAGACUGGAAGAAAAAAACGAUGGGCAGUCGAUUUCAGUUGAGAUUUCGUCAGUUGAAGAGCUGGCUGCCCAGAAACCCCAUGAAACUGGAUAAAGAGGCGUUACCAGACCUGGAGGAAACCGACUGCUACACCGCCCCCUUCAGCAGGGCCAGAAUGCACCAUUUUACCAUCAACAACAGAGAGACGUUUUUCUCAAACUCAACCAGAAGCAGGAUAGUACAUCAUGUACUGCAGCGCACAAAGUACGAGGACGGGAAGUCUAAGAUGGGUAUUAAUCGCUUACUUGGUAACAGCACAUAUGAGGCAGCGUUUCCUCCACAUGAGGGAAGUUAUAAAAGCAGACAUCCGAUUAAAACCCAUGGGGCUCAAAACCACAGACACCUUCUGUACGAGAGAUGGGCGCGCUGGGGGAUCUGGUACAAAUACCAGCCUCUAGACCUCAUACGGCGGUACUUCGGGGAGAAGAUUGGGUUGUAUUUUGCCUGGUUGGGCUGGUAUACAGGUAUGCUGAUCCCUGCUGCGCUAGUCGGCCUCUUUGUCUUCCUCUAUGGGCUUUUCACCAUGGACUCCAGCCAAGUAAGUAAAGAGAUAUGUGAGGCCAACACCACCAUCAUGUGCCCCAUGUGUGAAGGCAACUGCAGCUCUUGGACUCUGAGCGACAGCUGUGUCUAUGCAAAGGUGACCUAUCUUUUUGACAAUGGAGGCACAGUCUUCUUUGCUAUCUUCAUGGCAAUAUGGGCCACAGUGUUCCUUGAGUUCUGGAAGAGGAGAAGGGCGGAGCUAACAUACGACUGGGAUUUGAUUGACUGGGAGGAAGAGGAGUAUAAAUCCUGUGUCAUGGUGUGUUCUGAGGAACUACGUCCCCAGUUUGAAGCCAAAUACUCCCGGAAGGAGAGAGUAAACCCCAUCUCAGGGAAACCGGAGCCCUUCCAGCCCUUCACAGACAAACUCAGCCGACUCAUGGUGUCUGUUUCGGGAAUCUUCUUCAUGAUCUCUCUGGUCCUGACAGCCGUGUUUGCCGUGGUGGUGUUUCGGCUCAUAGCUAUGGAGAAGUUUGCUUCCUUCCAGUGGGAGUUUGUGAAGAAGAACUGGCAGUUCGCCACCUCAGGCACGGGAGUCUGCAUCAACUUCAUGAUCAUCAUGUCUCUGAAUGUGGUCUAUGAGAAAGUGGCCUACCUACUCACAAACCUGGAACAUCCACGGACAGAGUCGGAAUGGGAAAACAGCUUUGCCCUAAAAAUGUUCCUCUUCCAGUUCGUCAAUCUCAACAGCUCGACUUUCUACAUCGCUUUCUUUUUAGGAAGGUUUGCUGGCAGGCCGGGUGACUAUAAUAAGCUGUUUAACCGGUGGAGGAUGGAGGAGUGUCAUCCUAGUGGUUGUCUGAUCGACUUGUGCCUACAAAUGGGAGUGAUCAUGGUGUUGAAACAGAUCUGGAAUAACUUCAUGGAGCUGGGCUACCCACUGCUGCAGAACUGGUGGUCCCGGCGUAAGAUGAAACGAGCAGGAGAGCAGAGUAAGAGUAAAGAAGAGCUGCCGCAGUGGGAUAGAGACUGGAACCUGCAGCCCAUGAACGCACACGGCCUGGUGGACGAGUAUCUGGAGAUGGUUCUACAGUUUGGUUUCACUACGAUCUUUGUGGCGGCAUUUCCUCUGGCUCCUCUGCUUGCUCUACUCAACAACAUCAUCGAGAUCCGAUUGGACGCCUACAAGUUUGUCACGCAGUGGAGGAGACCGAUGCCCGCUCGCGCUACUGACAUCGGUAUCUGGCAUGGUGUCCUGGAGGGAAUUGGAGUCGUGGCUGUCAUAACAAAUGCAUUCGUCAUUGCCAUCACUUCUGAUUACAUCCCUCGCUUUGUCUAUGCUUUCAAAUAUGGGCCCUGUGUGGACAAGGGUUACCGGCAUGAGAAAUGUCUAAGAGGAUACUUGAACAACAGCCUCUCUGUUUUUGAUAUGGGUGAAUUUAAAAAUGGGAGUUAUCAUCCUCGAUACUGCAGGUAUCGGGAUUAUAGAGCGCCUCCAUGGAGUCCUGAACCCUAUGAGUUCACCCUGCAGUUCUGGCAUGUUUUGGCUGCCAGACUAGCCUUCAUCAUAGUCUUUGAGCACCUAGUGUUUGGCAUUAAGACCUUCAUAGCCCAUCUGAUUCCAGACAUGCCCAAAGACCUGUGUGAUCGCAUGCGCAGGGAGAAAUACCUAAUGCAGGAGAUGAUGUAUGAGACGGAACUGGAGCACUUGCAGAAAGAGCGGAAAAAGAAUGGCAAACGUUAUCACCAUGAGUGGCCUUAGCCAUGCCUGUCCAUAAAUAUACAAAAAAAUGCCCACUGGAGAACCACAUUCACUACCCACAAAAGCACAUAAAGACUUUAGAGCGGAGGACAAGCGUCCUUGAAACAUGCACACCUGCAGCACAUAUGUGAACACGGACAUUCAUAUACAACCGUUCUGCUACCUUGGACAGCUAGCUUUAUUGACUCCAUGCAUGGGCUGCCCACUUUUCAUUGCUCUGACAAACCAGGAAGCGGAUUCAGUGUGGGGUCAAAACCUGAUCUCCGGGUGGCCCUUUAGAGCCUACAGUUGGCAGCUGUACUCUGCACCAAAGAGGUUUUUCUCAAUUACAUUAUCCCUACCCGAGAGUAGUUCUAAAACUUUACUGAUUGGCUACUUAAACUUUUGGCUCAUUAGCAAAAGGUGGCUAUGAAGCAAUUAUGGAUUGGGAUAAAGAAGCUUGAGAAACACUAUACUAAAGAAAAUCAUGAUAGGCAUUUUAUCUAUAAAAAUAUGUAUUGAGGGUAUUGAAUGAAUGGUAUUAGUUUGAAACCACGCGGAAAUUAAAUAAAUUGGAUUUCCGAGAGCACAACUGGAUCCACCUUCCUUCUUAAUAGUCAACAAACGUCUGUGCUAGAGUACGCUGCAGAACAUGAAGGAGAUUCACUUCCACAAACCACUGCUUUGUCCAUGUGAAGCAUCAUCAACAUUGAGAUCAAUGGAUUGCAGUGUUUUCUAACACACCGUAAACUCCAGUGUGUGGGUGGGAAAUAUCAUUCUUUGAACACGCAUCCUUCCCGGCAUGGCCUGCAGUGGCGCUGCUCUUUCAUCUGUGUUCUGUCGUAGUUCUGAAUGGAGCACUGGUGCGGUUGGACUGUUUACUAUGCAGAUGAAGGGUUUUUGGAGUUUCUGCUUUCCUACUUGUCUGCGUCUCUGUGCGUGGCAGCUAUCAUCCCGCAGUUCUCUACCAGGUGACCAGGCAACGUGACGAAGUUUACUUACGAACAAAUUUACCGUUGCGCCCCUCUCUUCGCUUGCCAGCAUCUCACAUUGUGAUUCUUGUUACAAAAGUGGUUUCUGGUAAAGGUUACCAAAUAAAAAUCAAUUUGUUUAUGCAAAUGAACAGUUUUUAUGUACUGCAGCGCCUUGAAAAGAUAUGCAGAUCUGUCUUUCAGUACGAUAAGUCAUUUUGUCAAGGCAAAUAAAAUAAAACAAAUAGCCAAUAUUGGCAAAAUGGUGAUAUAAGUAACAUGCAUGUUUUUUUAUUGCAUGUUGUUUCUUUGUUUUUCAUUAUUUUAAAAGACUAUGUGCUUUGUUCAUUGGCCUGGUUUUGUAGUGUGUGUGAGCUGAAUUGAUGUGUGAGUGAGUUUGUUGCUCGGCUGUCAUGAGUUUUGUGUUCCUAUCAGCCUAUGAGCAAGACAUUGGCUAUCUUUGGAACAACAUACUAGCAUCUCUGCAGUGUAUAGUAUGUAUGCUGUGAAUUUUUUGAGUUUGUGAGUUUGCUAAAUUAUUAAGAAUACAACCUGAGUGAGCUGUGUGGAAUGCAGUAUCCCACAAUGCAAUGCUUUCGACUUAACCUACAGUACAAUAGAGCGAUGCAGUGAUGAUACUUUUGUUCAGAAUAAUAGAAUUGGAAAGUGCUAAAAUACUCCAAGCUUUCAUACUUUCCAAGCUUUCCACUCUAUUUCCAGUGUGAUUAAUGUACUUUAAAAUUAAAAUUCCUUCUUGAUUCAUUAAUUGAUUGGAACACCAAAAAUUGAUUAUGAAAAUGGCGAUUCACUGUUUUUACUUUCAUUCACUCCCGAAUAUAUAAGUUAUGUAGCAACAAUGUAGCAUACUACUGUUUGAAGUUGAAGUUACUGUUGCAUGUGUUGUUGCAUAAUGGAUGCCGUUUGAUAUACUAAAAAUAGUAUGCAGUAUACAUAAACUGUGCAGUAUGAAGUAAGCAGUAAGCUAGUGUUCGACUGCAAACAUUGUCAACCACUGUAAAAUACAAAAAUCACAGCAUAUUAAUCUAUCCACCAUUAUCCAUACAGUUCAAGCUUAAACAGAUGAGAUGAUAGAAUUACAAUUGGGACAGUGGAGGUGGAAGACAAACUCUGUUACUUUACAUGUUGUGUGUGUGUGUGUGUGUGUGUAAAAUGUAUUUUCUGUAUAUUUCUUUUUUUGGGCGUGUAUGUGUGCAUGUUUAAAUAUGUGCAUUCAUUACUGUGUGUUUGCGUGUGUGUGUGUGUGUGAAAGAGUGCAAGAGUUUUGUAAAGCUGAUGAAGUGAGUGCUCCCAGCAUGCAUCUCAUUCUUACACUGUUUUUUAAAAGGCAAUGACUAUGUUCGAAAUAGCAUACUACCCAACUACUAUACUUUUUUUCAGUAUUUAUUAUGUAUAGCAGGCAAAGAAUGUAAAUGUUGUAUGCAUGGAAUAUUAAGGUUUACUACAUGUGCUCUAAUCUCCAUUGUCUGUCACUCAACACAGUGUGUUCAACUUGAACUUAUAUUUCAGUGUGACAUACGCGCUAAAAGUAAUAUCAGUCAUGAUUUUCUCAACUCUAUCUCUGAUCAGACUGAGAAAAAGUUUAAUAUAAGUGUGUUUAUUUUAGAGAGAUAACUAGAUACCAUAUAGUUUAAUUCAGUUAAACAUUCAAUGUAAUGUGUCAUUCUCUUUAACAUACUUAAAAAUAGUGCACAUUAAAGUACGUACUGUGCAGUAUGCAAGAAGUAUUCAAUAAAUACGUUAGUAUUCCAUUUCGAACACAGUCGAUGCAUCUGUCCUCAGGCCCUUUGAGUGUUUGCAGAUGAGAUAUUUGUAUCAUAUUUUCUUAGCUUGAAUCAAGUAUUGCUUUUUUAAGUAUGUUUUUUGCACUUUCCAUUUGCAUGGGUAAGACCCCAUAUGGGUUCAGAUAUACACUCAAAAAAAAUCAGAAACGAAGCUUAGAUUGUGUUCUCGCUUCAUAGAUAUUUUACACUCAAUAAAAGUUGAAUUUAAGUUGAAUUUCAUUAAAGCACUUUAGGAGCAUAAUUUUCAUUACCUCUGUUUAGGAUUUACGUUCAAGAAAAUAUACAUAUAUAUUACUGUGUAGUUUAUUAGAACAGUGGUUCUCAACUGGUCAGUCGCAACUCAAUAUUGAUCUCAGUCUGUUCUAGUAGGUUUACUGACAGCAGUGAAAAACAUGAUAAACGUAUAUAAUAAAAUGCACCAGUUUUGGUACUGUGUUGGGUCGCCAUUUUUGGUCCUAGAUAAAAACCAGUCGAGAAUCACUGUAUUAGACACUAAAGUGUGCUUUGAUGAUUUAUGUGUUAUGGAUCUUCAGCAGGACCAGAAUUUCAUAAAAUGAAUGGAAAUGUGAGGUUGAUCUGAAACAGGAAGUAGUCUCUACUAUGACGCACCGUUCUCUUGGUGUACUGUAAUCUAUGCAUGACCUCAUUGAGAAGCCCAGUCCAUCUCGGGCUCUUGACGAACCUUUGUGUAUCUGUGCACUUUUUACUGUGAAGUGUGCAUGGCCUUUAUCUGCUAAAACCGGAGAAGACUGACCUGAGAUCAGUACGUGUUGUAGUGGUUCUUCGUCAUGAAUGAUCAGUUGUUAAUGGCCUUGUGGUGAUCUCAUUAACAUUAAUUUACAGACAAUUGGACAACAAAUGUUAUUCAGGUUUUAUUAAAUACACUUGGUUGUAUAUAAAAUGUCUUCAUUGAAAAUGCCUGUCAUAAGUACAUGAAACAAUAAAGAUGUUUAUUAUGAUCAACAGCAUGCAUUAUACCACUACAGUCAGCGUUUAACAUCUCUUGCACAGACUCACUGCAUUUUAUUGGAAUAAUGACUUGAUUCCUGCAUCAGUUAUUAGUCAAAACAAUGCAAUUGCUAGUGUUGUUAUAAAGUUAGGCUUAGGUUAAAGUUGGAGUUUUUGGAUGCUAUUUUGUGGUCAAUGCUUAGGUUUGAAUUUAAAGUGUCCCUAUUAUGGGUUAUGAAAGGUUCAUAUUUUGGUUUUGGGAAUCCCCAACAUUGACAUGCAUGCAAGGCACAAAAACAUUUUCAUUGUCUUAUGCAUUUAUUUUUACCUUAUUUGUUCAAAGAUUCCCAAAUGAUUUGUUUAACGACUAAUUUUUCCAAACCUUUGCGUGACGCUAAACACCCAAGCCAGCUAAUCAAGGUCUUACUAGACACGCUAGAAACUUCCAUGCAGGUGUGUCUCAUCAGGUUGGAGCUAAACUCUGCAGGACACUGGCCCUCCAGGAUUGAGUUUGGAGACCCAAGUUCUAGAACAACAUUCCCAUCUACUAUUUAGAUUUAAGAGUCGGUGAUGGGGUUGGGUCUGGAGAAGGGGUUUCCAGUCCUGCUUCUGGAGGGCAUGUAGAGUUUAGCUACCAGCUGCCAAAACAAUCUUGUCUGGAAGUUGUGAUUAAUCCUGAAAGCCAUGAUUAGUUGGUUCAGGUGUAUUUAAUUAUAGAAUUUGAUCCAAACUCUCCAGGAUAGUGGCCCUCCAGGAGGGCACCAUUGGUCUUAAGAAACAUGUCCAUAAUUUAGACAGUAGGUGCGGUAGGGCUAAAAAAUGAGAAUUGUGAGCUGCAAUGAUUGGGAAUUAAAGUUUGGAAUAAUGUUUAACCGCUUAAGACAUGUCUUUAUAUUGUUUAGAGCAUUAAAAAUAAUGAAAAAAAAGGAUAUUUCAUUCAUAAUUUAUGCUAUGUCCUUGGUUGUUUUUAAAAUCACCAAUACAUUUUUAGUUUUCAAGAUUUUGUUUACCAGACUUUGUAUAUAAUGUUAUAACACAAUGAUUCAUUAGACCAUUUUUC
This is a messenger RNA of Carassius auratus (goldfish), 8157 nucleotides long. Its product is annotated as anoctamin-3-like. Gene Ontology annotation, molecular function: chloride channel activity; protein dimerization activity. NCBI's taxonomy places the organism in Eukaryota, Metazoa, Chordata, Actinopteri, Cypriniformes, Cyprinidae. The coding region runs from base 335 to 3397 and encodes 1020 amino acids. The record is from RefSeq and is a predicted model, not a curated record. Gene Ontology annotation, biological process: chloride transmembrane transport. The transcript has 27 exons. Gene Ontology annotation, cellular component: plasma membrane.